Messenger RNA from Tetrahymena thermophila SB210, 168 nucleotides. RefSeq lists its product as hypothetical. The record is from RefSeq and is a predicted model, not a curated record. The transcript has a single exon. Lineage: Eukaryota; Ciliophora; Oligohymenophorea; Hymenostomatida; Tetrahymenidae.
AUGCAAAAAAGAUUGCUAUUCUAAAUAGCAUAAGGAAACUACGAAAUUAAUAUGAGUAAAGUGGAUAAUUAUUAUAAGGAAAUUGUGUGGUUAAUUGUCUGCUCAAAUAAUAUAAUGAUUAAGACAUUUAAAAAUACCCUCCUCUUAGUAAUAAAAAGGAAAAUCUGA